Messenger RNA from Dromiciops gliroides (monito del monte), 2943 nucleotides. RefSeq names its product villin like (gene VILL). Bases 66 to 2729 code for a protein of 887 amino acids. Gene Ontology annotation, cellular component: cytoplasm; actin cytoskeleton. Lineage: Eukaryota; Metazoa; Chordata; Mammalia; Microbiotheria; Microbiotheriidae. Gene Ontology annotation, biological process: barbed-end actin filament capping; cytoskeleton organization; actin filament severing. Gene Ontology annotation, molecular function: actin filament binding; phosphatidylinositol-4,5-bisphosphate binding. The record is from RefSeq and is a predicted model, not a curated record. The transcript has 19 exons.
CAGACCCUACCCCCCACUCACUGCCCCAGCCCCACUCCUUGUGCUUUCAGGCCAAACCCAGAAAGAUGGACAAGGAUAGUGAGCUCCCCACCAUCGACAUGUUGCGAGGUCUGCAGAUCUGGGUCAUUGAGAAAAUGAAGAUGGUCGGCAUCCCCGAGAAGGCUUAUGGGAGUUUCUUUGAAGGUGACUGCUACAUCGUCCUGCACAAUAAGAAGAGCAGCCGGGGCCUCUCCAUUGACAUCCAUUACUGGAUAGGCAAGGACUCAGCGGUGGAUGAGCAGGGGGCGGCAGCGGCCUACACAGCCCAGCUGGACAGUCUGCUGGGCGACAUCCCCGUUCAGCACCGCGAGGUCCAGGGCUACGAGUCGGAUGUCUUCAAAAGCUACUUCAAGAGCGGGAUCAUUUACAAGAAGGGGGCCGUGGCCUCUGGCUUCAAGCACCUGGAGACCAACAUGUACAACAUUCAGAGACUCCUGCACAUCAAGGGAAAGAAGCCUGUGUCGGCCACAGAGGUGGACCUCUGCUGGGACAGCUUCAACAAGGGAGACGUCUUCCUCCUGGACCUGGGAAAGGUGCUCAUUCAGUGGAAUGGUCCUGAAGCCAACUUGCCUGAGAAAUCCCGGGGACUAGCCUUGGCCCGGAGCAUCCGGGAUGGGGAGCGGGCCGGCCGUGCCCAGAUCGGGGUGGUGGACGAGGAGCGCAGCUCGGCGGACUUGCUGCAGAUCAUGGAGACGGUGCUGGGGCCGAGGGUUGGCAUGCUCCAGGAUGCUGUCAUCACGGACAAGGUCGAUGAGUUCCAGAAGGCCAACCUGCGGCUCUACCACCUCUACGAAAAGGACGAGGACUUAGUAGUGCAGGAGAUUGCCACCCGGCCUUUGACGCAGGACCUCUUACAGCACGAGGACUGCUACAUCCUGGAUCAAGGGGGCUUCAGGAUCUACGUGUGGCGGGGCCGGGGCUCCAGCAAAGAGGAAAAGAAGGCAGCCUUCAGCCGAGCAGUGGGCUUCAUCCAGGCCAAGGGCUACCCGGCCACAACCAACGUGGAGGUGGUGAAUGAUGGCUUCGAGUCGGCCAUGUUCAAGCAGCUGUUUCAGCAGUGGACUGAGAAGGGCCAGACAGAAGGGCUGGGCCAGACCUACAACCAGGCCAAGACAGCCAAAGUGGAGCCCAUGAAGUUCGACGUGACCCACCUGCAUGGGUGGCCAGAGCUGGCUGCAGAGCAGAGGAUGGUGGAUGACGGCUCAGGGAAGGUGGAGGUGUGGCGGAUCGAGGACUUACACAAGAAGCCUGUUGACCCCAAGAAGUAUGGGCAAUUCUAUGGGGGUGACUGCUACCUGGUGCUCUACACCUACCAAAAAUCUGGGCGGGCCCAGUACAUCAUCUACAUCUGGCAGGGACGACAUGCGUCGGUGGAUGAGGUCACAGCUUCGGCUCUCAAUGCCAUAGAGCUGGACCAUAUGUACCAGGAGGAGCCCACACAGGUGCGGGUGACCAUGGGAAAGGAGCCUCGGCACUUCGUGGCCAUCUUCAAGGGGCGGCUCAUCCUGUUCCAGAAUGGCACUGGCAGGGAUGGCUGUGCGGAUGCCGAGCCAGCCAUCCGGCUGUUCCAGGUGAGGGGCACAGAUGAAUUCAACACCAAGACCGAGGAGGUGCCCGCCCGAGCCUCUUCCCUCAAUUCCAAUGAUGUUUUCCUGCUUGCCACCAGCCAGAUCUGCUACCUGUGGUGUGGGAAGGGCUGCAGCGGGGAUGAGAGGGAGAUGGCUCGAUCAGUAGCAGACAUCAUCUCUCAGACGGACAAGCAGACAGUGUUGGAGGGUCAGGAGCCCCCCAGUUUCUGGGAGGCACUGGGGGGCAGAGCCCCAUACACCAGUGAUAAGAGGGUCCCAGAGAAGGCCUCCUCCCACCAGCCCCGCCUAUUUGAGUGCUCUCAUCACACCGGCCAAUUCAUCAUGACAGAGAUCAUGUUCUUUAGCCAGGAGGAUCUGGGUGAGGAUGACAUCAUGUUACUGGACACCUGGGAAGAGGUCUUCCUGUGGAUUGGGAAAGACUCCAACACAUACGAGAAGAAAGAGUCAGUGGCUAUGGCCCGAGAGUACCUGAAGACCCACCCAGCGGGCAGGGACCCUGCAACCCCCAUUAUUGUGGUCAAGCAGGGCCAUGAGCCCCUCACCUUCACUGGCUGGUUCAGUGCUUGGGACCCCUACAAGUGGAAUAAUGGCAGGUCCUACGAGGAGAUGAAGAACAACCUUGGAGAUAUGUCAGCCAUCUCUGAGAUGACUGUGGAGCUCAACAACAUCAGUCUGCUCCAGUGGCUGUCAGACAGCGGCCCUGCCACCCCGGGGGUCGCAGCCCCUCUGACCCCCAGUGGGCUCCCGGCCAUGGCCCCAGAGGCGCUGAGCCGUGCCCCCAGCUCCAGCUCCAGCAGCCCCAGCACCAGUUACUACAGCGGUAACAGCAAUUACAACAGCAACGACCUGGCCCCCAGCUGCCCCAUGGCAGCCGCCACCCCCACUGCAGUCAGUACCGCCAUGCCCACCAUCCCCAUCCCCGUGGAGCAGUUGAUCAACACUACAGUGGAGGAUCUUCCCGAAGGCGUGGACCCAUCCAGGAAAGAGGGCUAUCUUUCUGAUUCCGACUUCCAAGACAUCUUUGGCAAGUCCAAGGACGAAUUCUACCGGAUGGCCAAAUGGAGACAGCAGAUGGAGAAGAAGCAGCAUGGCUUGUUCUGAGGCAUCCCCGAGAGCGCUCCCCUGCACGCCUCGGCCCCACCCCUGCCCUCUCCCACCUCCUUCAGAACAGCCAUUCCAGCUGAUCGGCCGUGGAGACACUCAUCCUCCCUGGAGUUUGGGGGGCUGAGCAGAGGGGGGGGUCAUCAGCCCUGCUUUUGGGGUGCCCUCAGCAGAGCCAAGAUCAAGAGACUUGUGCUGCCCCCACCACUGCCCC